Salvia splendens (bonfire salvia) is the source of this 4596-nucleotide messenger RNA. RefSeq names its product protein PHYTOCHROME-DEPENDENT LATE-FLOWERING. Bases 86 to 4021 code for a protein of 1311 amino acids. Gene Ontology annotation, molecular function: transcription coregulator activity. Gene Ontology annotation, cellular component: SAGA complex. The transcript has 12 exons. The record is from RefSeq and is a predicted model, not a curated record. Gene Ontology annotation, biological process: regulation of transcription by RNA polymerase II. Lineage: Eukaryota; Viridiplantae; Streptophyta; Magnoliopsida; Lamiales; Lamiaceae.
GUGGAGUAAAAGGAAAUCAAUUUCUGUAUCGUCUCUUCAAUACUAUGAAUUUGAGAUAGUGAAUUCAGCUCUACAGGCUAUAGCUAUGGGGAUCUCGUUUAAGGUUUCUAAAACCGGCAGGCGGUUUCGCCCGAAACCGGUGCUGUCGAACGCCGUCGUUUUACGCGCCAACGAUGAAUAUUUGAACGAUGCGCCGAUUGCUGCAUCGAAGCAGAAAGCUAAUGUUAUUGCGUUGUCUGCUGCUCGGAAGCUGGGAGAUGACAUGGGGAAUAAGGGAAUAUCUAAAAUUGGCGAGAAUGAAGUUUCGUUCAUUCUUAAGCUUUUUCCGGAUGGAUAUUCAAUUGGGAAAGCUGUUGAGAAUGAAUCUGGGAAUCAGACAUCAAUCGAUGUACCAAAGCUCUUGCAUCCAUAUGAUAGAACAUCCGAGGGUCUAUUUUCGGCGAUUGAAUCUGGUCGAUUUCCUGGAGAUAUUCUGGAUGAUAUACCAUGCAAAUAUAUUGAUGGGACACUUGUCUGUGAAGUGCGAGAUUAUCGAAAGUGCUUUGCUGGAGGAGUUCAUUUGGCUUCUGGUGAAAGCUCAGCUGCAAUUAACAGAGUGUCUCUUAAAAUGACACUCGAAAAUAUAGUGAAGGAUAUUCCAUCUAUUUCAGAGAAUGGUUGGACAUAUGGCGAUCUGAUGGAAGUGGAGUCUAGAAUCUUGAAAGCUACACAACCACAACUUUGCUUAGAUCCAUCCCCACAACUAGACAAACUAUCUGAAGAUCCAGUUCAAAAUAAGUUAAAUUUAGAACCACACAGCAUGCGAAGGAAAAGAUUGAGGCAGAUUUCUGAAGCGAAUAACCAUGGAAAGAAAGCAAGUCCAGGUAGAGUUUUGGAAAGUUCUAGGUUGGGAGACACAGUAACUUUAAUGCAGCAACCUUCCUAUGAGAAUACAAACAGUCAAAAUAAUGUUCCAAGUGCUAUGCUUCAACUGAGAAGCAAUAGCUUUGGGUCGGAUGGCUCUCUUCUGCCUUCACCUAUGGCAUCUCACCAGCCAAAAUAUAGUGGUGGUGGAAGCCCAAGAAUGAUGAACGAUCAGCGGACAGGAGCACUUUUGAAUGCAUCGGUAGGUUCUCCUGGUGGGCAGGGCAUGAUGAUCUCAUCCGUUGAUAACACUUCGGCUUCUCUUCAUGGAAAGAGGGAUAAUCAAGAUGGGAAGCCAUAUCUGGUGACCAACAAGAAGGCUAGACUUACACAUACAGGGGCUAAGGGGAAUAUACAUCAUUUAGGUUCACAGAUGGAUACUUCACAUGGUUCUGAACUGCACUGGAAUAACACAUUAACGCAGCAGCAGUCAAUUGGAAGAGAAAUGCAGUAUACUGACAAUGGCAUGCAAAAGUUCCCUCAGCAGUUAUUUGAAGGGGUCCAAAAUCAGGUAGGAGGGCCUGAUGGUCGUGUGACCAUGGGAGAAAUAGAAUUGGCAAAUAUUGACUCCCAGCAGUCACAGUUGCAACAAAAGAUGCCACAUCAGAUGACGAGAUCCGGCUUCCCGCAAUCUCCUUUGAACAAUCUUGGACAGCCUCUUGAUAAUAACUCCAGAAAGGAGGACCCUUUCCAGAAGAGAAAAUUGGUUCAGAGUCCUCGUGUUUCUGGUGGUGGCCUACCUCAAUCUCCUUUGUCAACAAGAUCUGGGGAAUUUUCUAGUGGUUCUAUGGGGCAUCAAUUUGGAGCUGCUGUAACUAGUAGGCUUGUAUCACAAAAGGAUAAAACUGCAGUCACAUCUGUUGGCGUUGGUGGCAACCCGUCUUUCACUUCAAGUGCUAAUGACUCUGUGCUGAGGCAACAUCACGCACAGGCAGCUGCAAAACGCAGAUCUAAUUCUCUUCCUAAGACUCCUGCAAUAAAUGAGGCUGGAUCUCCAGCAAAUGUUGGCAAUAUUAGCAUCCCAAUAAAUGCAAGCUGCCCUCCUGUUGGAAGCCAGGCAUUGGGUGAUCAGACCACGGAGAGAUUCUCGAAGAUAGAAACAGUAGCUAUGAGGUAUCAACUUAAUUGCAAAAAGGGUAAGGACGAUGAGUAUCUUAUGAGCAAGUCUAGCACGUAUUCAACUCAACAGCUGGUGUCUCAUUUGUCGAGUGAUUCAAACAAUGAGAAUUUGAAAGAUAAAACGGGUCAAAUGCCACUGUCAAAGUCCCUGGUUGGUGGCAGCAUGGAUGUUUGCAGGACCAGGAGUUUGAACUUCAUUCAGACAGUGCAGAUUCUUCAAGGUAAUACCUUCCAAGUUGUUCCAAACUCCAGAACUACGAUGAUCAUGUUGGAGAAACCAGAUGAUGGUGCAGUUGUAAUUCAUAUAGGGGAAAUAGAGGGUGCUGAAUACUUGGCCGCAGAGAAUUACCUUCCAACAUUGCCAAAUCCUCAUAUGGCCGACCUACUUGCAGUGCAGUAUGCUAAACUGAUGAUUCGGGAAGGUUAUUACAUGGAGGAUCGCGUUCAACCAGAAACUGUUCGGAUGAAUCCUAACUCACGGACCCAGUCAAAUACUCCGAGAAUUUCUCCCACUAGUGCAGCACCUGAGAUGCAGCAGUUUCUUGAAGGUGUUCUGUUGCAACAAUCGAGCGAUGCUGCAAAACCUAGUAAUAGUGGUAAUUCAACCUCAUUGCAGAACCUACAAGGCCAUAGGAUGCUGCCUCCAGGCAAUACUCAGGCGAUUCAAAUGUCUCAAGGACUUCUACCUGGGAUUUCAGUGUCUUCAAGGCCUCAGCAACCCGAACAACUGCCGCGUAUGCAACAGCAACCUCAAAAGCCACAGCAGCAUCCCCAGUCUCAAAGGAUGCUCGCAAUGAACCCGAUGCAGAAUCCUAAUCAUGUAGCUCAGAAUGCUAAUAUGCAGUUGCGGCCUCAAACGACAAACAAGACUACAGCUCCCGAACAACUGCCGCCUAAGCAACAGCAACCUCGACAGCCACAGCAGCAUCCUCAAGUCCAAAGGAUGCUCUCAACAAACCCGAUGCAGAAUCCGAAUAAUGUAGCUCAGAAUGCUAAGACUACAGCUCCUCAGUUUCAGCUGUCGCAACAGCAGCAACCAUCGCAACUUCUUCAGCCGCAGCAGCAGUCAACAAUGCAGAGAAAAAUGAUGCCUGGCCUUGGAAAUGUCAGCGUUGGCGAUAUUAGCAGUAAUAUGGUGGGGCCUGGAGGUGGAGGUUUGGGUUAUGCCACGGGAAUUGGUGGGGCUAGGGGUGUGAGUGGAUCCGGCAUUUCUGCGCUGAUGGGCUCUGUGCCAAACAUAGGAAACAUGAAUCAGAACCCGAUGAAUCUGACUUCAGCUGCAAAACUUACUAAUGCCACUAGAUCCGGGAUGCUCACUCCGAAGCAAGCUGCUUACAUCAAAAAGACGAUGGGAAAGCAAAACCGAGUGAAUAUGUUGGGGAACCCGCAAUCGAGCAUUGGAGGCAUACCCGGAGCUAGACAGAUGCAUCCAGGAUCUGGUGUUUCCAUGCUCUGCCCGGGUGCUCUAAACCGAGCCAAUACGGGCCAGAUGAAACGUGCAACUAGACCUAAGGUACCAGGAAUGAUUCUUUACAAGAACCAGCAGAAGCAACAACACCACCAACACCAGCUUCAGCAGCCUCAACAGCAGCUGCAGCAGUUACAACAACAGCAGCAGCAACGACAACAACACCAGCCUCAGCAGCAGCUGCAGCAGCCUCAACAGCAGCAGCAGCAGCAGCAACACCAGCUUCAGAAGCCUCAACAGCAGCUGCAGCAGUUACAACAACAACAGCAGCAGCAACAACAAAUGCAACAACAGCAACAACUACAGCAGCAUCCACAACCACAGCAGCAAGAAACAACUUCACCAUUGCAAGCUGUCAUUUUGCCUCCACAUGUCGGAUCACCUCCAAGCGUGGGGAUACCCCACCAAAUGAAUAAGCAACAGUCCCAGAAAACGAGUCAGAGAACUCCAAUGAGCCCACAACUGAGUUCAGGGGCCAUUCAUCCGAUGGGUGCUGGCAGUUCAGAAGCCUGUCCACUAGUCCUCAGUUGAGCUCGCACACCAUGGGCUCAGUCGCUAGUAUCGCAAACUCUCCAAUGGAGCUGCAGGGUGUAAAAAAAAAAGUAACUCUGUCAAUAAUACGUAGUGCUGAUGAGUUCCUUCCGGUCAGGCUUGGCUGUGAACCAGGAAAUGCGUAUAUAUAGUUGGACCAGAUUAGAAGUUGAAACUGACCCGAGAAGCAUUAAUGAUUGUUUUGAGGCAGGUCACCGAAUAAAACGUAAAAUGAAGAAGCCCUUUCAGUGGGAAAGAGUACAUAAUUCAUUUCCUUCUUCAAAGUCGGACAGUAGUAAUUACUGAUACUGAUGUUGUGAAGCUAGGAGAUACUACAUUGUCCUUUGUUGGAUUAGGUUUAUUUAUUGUUAAGUUAGCAUACAUAGCUUGGUUUAAGCUCUCUUCCUUUCUCAGUUCCUCAAAUGCACCAGGAUGAAUUAGGCAUUGCUAUCUAUAUAGAAGAUUCCUCAAAACUAUAAAGGUGUAGAUGAAACAGUGUUUUACACAUGCACUUUGAUUCAGCUGCAUCUUUAAGAUCACAGCUGCACGUGUUAGAUCAUGAAUUAUUAACUGCA